UACAUGUAUGUAUGUUGUGAAAAAACUAUUUUUGUAUUUCAAUUUUUAAUUGAGGUAGAACAUCGAUAGUGCUGCCUGUUGAUAAAGUAGUAUAACGUUUAACUUUACCAACCGGAUAAGUUCAGAAGUUUAUUGACUAUACUUGACUGUAUCGAUGUUUGGAAAAAAUAGCGUCUUAAAAGUUUUGUAUGCAAUCUGAUAAAACGCAUAAUUAAGGGAGACGUAUGGCUGCAUUCCGGACGUGAUAUUAACCUUAAUUUUGCGGUAUUUUGCUCGAAAUUAUAAAAACGAGCAGUAUGGCUAAAAUUGUUGAAUCCUUGAAGAGAUUGAGCGUUGAACAUAGUACGAGAAAACCCGAUGACAACAAAAAUGUUAAAAGAAAAAGCGAAUUAGUAUCGUGUUUAGAAGAAGCAGUAUCUCUUGAUCACAAUUAUAUUCUUGCUAUCUGUGGAACACAAAGUGAUCCAGAAUUUAGGAUUGGUACAGCUUUGUCUGAUCAUACAUGUAUAAUAUAUUCUGUUGGGGAAAGUGUAACUCAGACCAUUACUUUAAGUCACAGUAAAGCACCUAUUGUUGGGAUUCGGUUUAGUCCAACUUCUAGAAAUAUUUUUUAUAUAGCAACAAAUGAUGGACAAAUUACAGCAUGCGAUUUGCGUGCUAAAGGAAAGGUUAUUGCAGAGUUUAAAGAUAGUACAGAAGAUGGAAAAAUGAAACCUCUUUGUAGUUUUGAUAUGAGCUGUGAUGAAAGGCUUAUAGCAGGUGGUACUGAACAUAUUGGAGGGGAUGCAUUUAUUUUAUUUUGGGAUAUAAGACAUUCUAAUUCAAAAUUAGAUGAUAAAAAUAAUCUUCUUGGUGGGUACUGGGAAUCUCACAUGGAAGAUGUGACUUCUUUGGCAUUUCAUUCUAGUAAACAGGAUAUCUUAGCAUCUGGUAGUACAGAUGGAUUGAUUAAUGUCUUUGAUCUUACACAGCCAUCAGAAGAUUCUGCCCUAACUUAUUCCUUGAACACUGAAUCAUCCGUGGAUAGGAUAGGCUGGUUGAAUGAUGAUAACCUUUGGUGCACAACUCAUACACAUUCACUACAACUUUGGGAUUGUGAUGGAGCAACUCCGUAUGCUAAAUUUGAACGUGCUAAUUUAGCAAUUUCACAGAAUGAUGAUCCAGAUAACUGUUAUGUAGUCAGGUGUCAUGCUUCAAAUGCACUUGAACAACCAUUCUUACUAGCAGGUUCCAGUAAUAUCAAAGGGGAAAAUUUAAGAUGUUUGAAUAUCAUAAAUGACCGAUUAGAAGUGUCUCAUAACAUGGUGGGAAAUAAACAAAUUGUACGCGAUAGUUGGUUACAUGAAAAGAGUGGUUCGUUAAUAACAGUAGGCGAAGGAGCACUUAUAAAUAUUUGGAGGCAAACGGAAACGAAUAUUCAACAAAAUUCUAGCCAUAAACUGGUGGCGAAAAUUGGUACUGGCAAAGGACGCGAACGCCAGCAUAGGACUAAGCCAUAUUAAAUAAAAAAUGAUAGGAUAAAAAUUUGUAAAUGCAAAAAGAAUUUUUGUAAGUAAAUAUAAUAAACAGAAGAGAAAUAUCACGUAACAUUAACAUAAUCGUACAUUUCCCUCACGUUCUUCUUUAUUACAAUAACAGUUGUAUGUACAUUUAUAAUAAAUAGAUAUUAUUUCUUUAUGUGAUUAAUGAUUUAACGUAUCAAUCGAAAAAUGUAGCACAUGUGUAUAUAAACGUUAAGGAAUGUAAAUCACAUAUCAGUGUGUAUAUAUUUAUAUAUAGAAUUGAAACAGGAAGAAAAAUACUCGUAAAUACUUGUUUAGUUCUGUCAAGUAAUAGAUCAACUUCAGUGGGAUCGUCUUACGGAAAAAUUAUUUCAUUUCUUAACGAUUUAUUAAAAUAGGAGCAUAUGACGUGCAUUUGUUGCAAAAUAGACGCAUUUAGCGUUAUAGCGAGUAAACGAUAAUUUUGACACAGCAUUCAAGUAAAUAAUAUGAAGUUGUAGUUACUCUUCAACCCAUUAGCGAGGGCACAGUGCGGUAAAAUAAAUCAGAAGGCAGUAAUAUUUUUGAAAGCUACUGAACAAUUGUUUGAUUAUAAAGGUAAUUAUAAAAUAAAAAUAAUUCUCCUAAAUGUUGCAUCUAUUUAUAAAGUAAACUGAUGUAUUUACAUUUCCAGGCAAUAUAAUCAGAAAGGAGUAGUAAAAAGGUGAUCUUAUGGAAUGAAAGUUUGAAGGAAUAAUGAAGAGUAUUUAACACUUUCAUUGUUACCUAAAAUGCAUGAAUCCCCUAUCAAGAGUUUCAUAAUUAAUUGCAUGCACAGCAGACCUACUUACCAGAUUAUGAAUAACUUUGUUAAGUAUCUAUAAGAAUGUCUAAUAUGCACAGUUAAGUAUUCUGUCUAAUACAAUGAGAGUGUUAAGUACAAAGUAUUGAAUUGUCGUAACUGCAGAGGCACAGAGCACCACGCUAUAGAUUGCAGAUUAUAUGACUGAAGUACCAAAUGUUUUUAGCUUUAUGAAUUGGAUGGUAAGAAAUACAUAGUUAUGUAGUAUGGUACCUCUGACCUCUAUAGCGAAUGAACAUAUGUAUAGUGACUUUGGUUGGAUGAGUCGGG
Messenger RNA from Megachile rotundata (alfalfa leafcutting bee), 2613 nucleotides. Its product is annotated as WD repeat-containing protein 89. Lineage: Eukaryota; Metazoa; Arthropoda; Insecta; Hymenoptera; Megachilidae. The record is from RefSeq and is a predicted model, not a curated record. Gene Ontology annotation, molecular function: protein binding.